CCGGGCGCCAGCUUGCCAUAGUGACACCAACAUAAGUUUGAGCAACAGGAAUGUGAAAUCGGCCGUUUAAAGGGAAAUCUGGUUCCAUGAUGAAAUGCAGGCAGCUGCGAUGGAUCCAGCCGAGGAGCCCCCCUCCAUCUUAUGGGGACUCGACCCGGUUUUCUCUGCAUUUGCUCGGCUUUUUGUCAGAGACAUCCUGCAGAUGACCGAGUCCAUACAGAUUCCAGGCAUCUAUUUCUACAACUUUCACCCGAUCUACAAAGUGGAUGUUCUUGGAACGGUUGUUUACAAGAGGGAGAGAGACGACUUCUUCUGUUAUGGAGUGGAUGAUGGUACGGGUGUUAUAAACUGUCUGUGCUGGAAAAGUAAGCUGCUGAAAGAGGAAGAGGAUCCCAAUAAAUGGACUAAACACAGUGAUGCAGACUUUGGAGGGUUCAAUCCGGUGGCCGAGCUCAGGAAACUGCGAGAGGCCCAGCAGAGGCGCUGCCGCCUGGACAUCGGAGAGCUGAUCAGGGUUCGAGGACCGGUGAAGACAUCGAGGCAGCAGAGGGAGAUAAUGGCUUCCACCUUCUAUAAGGUGGACGAUCCGGUCAUGGCGGUCCAGAUAGCCUGGAUGAUGGAGGUUCCUCAGCUCUACAGACAGUUUUAUGACAAACGCUUCGAGCUCAACGCAGCGGGGUACAGAAAUCCACCCUUUAAUGCCGAUAACCUCCCUGUCAGAUCCUUAAACAAAAUUCAGAAGGAGGCUGUUGCUGGUCCGUCCGGAUGCCAGCGGCUCAGCCAGCUCCUGAAGGAGGUCCUGCAGGUCCUGCAGAACGAAGGCGUGGUUUACCGUAAGGUCAAGUCCCAGGAUGAAGUGUAUACUGUGACCACACAAGACAAAGAUCUGCUCAUAGCUGUCAAAGAUGUCAUCAGGGAGGAUUCAAAAAGAGAGAAGUAUGCAGAGAAGGGCUGCCACGUCCUGCACAUCCUCUCUGCCGUCAGGCAGCGCUACAGCCUCAACUUGAGCAAGGCAGCUCUGGAGCUGGUCCUGAAGACGCUGGAGUGCGACAGUGACAUCGUCAGCACUAGCGACAGCCACUACGUCGCGUUCUAACAGCCACGGCCCGAAGCUAAAGAUGGAGAAGGAAUCAUUUCACAGCCGGUUGCUGAUGAAUCAGUGGUUCAGAUUGAUAAGGCGAUUCGGAUGUGUUAGAAAUGUUGUAUAAAUGUUAGAAAAUAAAUAAACAGAUAGCCGGAUUAGGUUGUUCCGACGCCCCGAGGCGAGAAAGGCUCCUGUGUUUGUUAGGCUUCACUUCUUUGAUGCUAUCAGAAAUAUG
Messenger RNA from Cyprinodon variegatus (sheepshead minnow), 1319 nucleotides. It is a transcript of the gene stn1, whose product is annotated as oligonucleotide/oligosaccharide-binding fold containing 1. Gene Ontology annotation, molecular function: single-stranded telomeric DNA binding. Gene Ontology annotation, biological process: telomere capping; nucleotide-excision repair; DNA replication. NCBI's taxonomy places the organism in Eukaryota, Metazoa, Chordata, Actinopteri, Cyprinodontiformes, Cyprinodontidae. Bases 95 to 1096 code for a protein of 333 amino acids. Gene Ontology annotation, cellular component: chromosome, telomeric region; site of double-strand break; CST complex. The record is from RefSeq and is a predicted model, not a curated record. The transcript has 9 exons.